This is a messenger RNA of Symbiodinium natans, 864 nucleotides long. The record is from the annotation of a GenBank genome assembly. Lineage: Eukaryota; Dinophyceae; Suessiales; Symbiodiniaceae.
AUGCUCUGGCUAUUCAACCUCUUCAGCAGACCCACUGCCCGUGACGGAGCCAUGUCCAACCGUGCAGAUGCAUUUUCCCGUUCCGGUGACGCUGCUGUGCCGCCCGCCCCCGCUGGCCCCGCCUCCUCCGUGCCUGCAGAAUCCGGUUCCCAAGGAUCGGCCGCUGCGGAUCUUCGUGUUCGUGAUUCCGCCCGUCAAGCCGAACUUCUGCACUGCUGGAGGUCUAUCUGUGAGCACUCCAUGGAGGACGCCGCCCGCGCGCUGAAUUUUUGGACUUCCGCUCCGUCCUCUUCAUUGAGGAAGUCGCCCGCGAUGUGGUCAUGGACCGAGUCGGAGUCGGACCAUGUCAUGGAGGAGGCCGCUCCGCAGCCAGCUUCCGCCGACCCGCAGGCCACAAGCCCGCCGCCUGCCCAAGCUCCUACCAACCCUGCAGAGCUUCUGCGCGAGCGCCAGUGGCAUUCUAGCACGUCGCACGGCGUGCACACCGACCCGCUGCAGCGUGUUGAGCCACGCCCACUCCGCCAUGAGCACUUGCGCUUUGACCCCGCCAUCGGACACCGUGCUGUCGCACCCGAUGACUCCGCGACCAGCCAGCGCUCCGACCGCUCCCGCCUGCCAGUGGUCUGUCCGACAGCCCCAACAGACCCCCGGCCCGACGAGAUGCUCAACUUCGAGAUGGGCUACACCGAGUCCCUGCGGACCUCUUCUGCUUGCAUCCGGACGAGAUUCCCCGCUGGCUCAAUUCGUGUCUGCAGCCGCCCGCAGACAUGCACUGGAAUGGAACAAUGCUUAGGGACAGGAAACGGUGAGGGCGGAGCAGAGGUGCGGACAAAGGAGGGAUUAAAACCCGGGGAAGAGGUCUAA